Molecule: messenger RNA, 2205 nt
Organism: Drosophila montana
Lineage: Eukaryota; Metazoa; Arthropoda; Insecta; Diptera; Drosophilidae
Gene: Fign
Product: Fidgetin
Exons: 7
Coding region: 67-1695 (542 amino acids)
Molecular function (GO): ATP hydrolysis activity; microtubule severing ATPase activity; ATP binding
Source: RefSeq, a predicted model, not a curated record
GCAGCAUAAGAUCAGGCCGGGAAAAUUUUAAUUUGUUGUUUCUUAAAUUAAUUCAUUUUAAACAUCAUGAACGCACAACCAUGGACUGCGGCCUAUGCAGCCAAUGAAGCAAUAUGGCUAGCCAGCGAUGCCAGCGCUGGCGACAAACAAAAUGUAUGGCGCGCACAAAAAUUGUUACUGGCACACGCUACAUGCAACUCAAAUGAAGCCAACCAUUUUGAUGUGCUUAAACAGCAUCAAGAUAAACGCGAAAGUGCCAGUUGCACGGAGGCGUACAUGCAAGAAUGUUUAACUGGCUGUCAAGAGCUGUUGGCCCAGAGUCGUCGUCGACAUGCCCCUACUGGAAUGCCCAUGGAAUGGUCCGUACCCCUUGGAAAUGCGUUCGAGCGUCAAUGUCGGGGCAAAUAUGAAAGCUGCAUACGUGAUGAAAUCACAACAAACGAAAUACAACGGCCCAUGGGUAACAACAACAGGAUACCACUCAGCACGCCAGUGUCCACAGCAGCAGCAGCAGCGUCGCCAGCUUUUGAUGGAUUUCGGACGGCACGUGAACAAUUAAUGCUGCAUGAUAUGAAGAAGAGCAAACAAAAUGUUGCUGCUGGAACUGGAUUAGGCAGUGGUGCAGGUGGCGCACCCAGUGAUAUCAUGAACUACAGAAAAAAGUCGCUGGGUGGACGGGGACGAAGUGUAAGUGCCAAAUUUGUGCAGCCGAUUGGACAAAAUGAAGGUAAUGUUGCUGCUGUACCUGUGAAGCAGGAUGCCCCGGCUACGCCUGCCGUGGCAGUGCCACCCUCUUUGGCACAUUUGGAUCCCCUAAUGGUUGAACAGAUUAUGAGAGAGAGCAUGCAUAAAUACAAGCCAAUAGCUUGGGAGGAUAUAGCCGGUCUGGAGUAUGCAAAAUCAACAUUUAUGGAAACCAUUAUACAUCCCCUACAGCGUCCAGAUUUGUUCAAGGGCGUGCGCCGUCCACCACGCGGUGUUUUGUUGUUUGGCCCACCUGGCACUGGAAAAACUCUAAUAGCCAAGUGCAUUGCCUCUCAGUCAAGGGCAACGUUCUUUAGCAUUAAUCCGUCCUCGCUAACCUCCAAGUGGGUGGGCGAAGGUGAAAAACUGGUCAAGACGCUAUUUGCUGUUGCCGCCGAGCAUCAACCAGCCAUUAUAUUUAUGGAUGAAGUGGAUUCAUUGCUGUCGCAGCGCUCGGAUAACGAGCAUGAAAGCUCAAGGCGAUUGAAAAACGAGUUUUUUAUACAAUUAGAUGGCGCUGCAACGAACGAAGAUGAUCACAUUGUUAUCAUCGGUGCUACUAACCGCCCCCAGGAGCUUGACGAAGCCGUCCGUCGGCGGUUUGUGCGACGUAUCUACGUUUCGCUACCUGCGGCGCCAGCACGUCAACAGAUAAUCGAGAAACUUAUACAACAAGUGCAUCAUAACCUUGAUAAAGCACAGGUUCAAGGGCUAGCUGAGUUAACUGAAGGGUAUUCGGGCGCAGAUAUGGAUAGCUUAUGCCGUUAUGCGGCCAUGCAGCCGCUGCGAGCUCUAAGUAGCUCAGAGAUAGACGCAAUUGACGCACAGCAGCUGCCUGCCGUAACCAUGUCGGACUUUAUGUGCGCACUGCAACAUGUCUCAAAAAGCGUCUCACCGGAUGAUGUAGAGCGUUACGUGGCGUGGAAUAAAAUUUAUGGAAUUAAGCAUUAAAUAAGAACAACAACGCAGAGUUUUUCUGACGCAUUUAUUGAAAUCCUUGUUGCGAUAUUUUCGCUUAUAUAUUGACAGGUAGAGUGAUACACUGCUUGUACUUAUAUUUCGCUAUCUUCACAUUUACUUAGAUUUAUCACGUGAAUUAAUGUCGAGGUUGUCAUAUAUAUAUAUAUACAGAUAUAUAUAAACAUAUUGUGGAAUGCUAUGACAUAGACCGUCAUUUACAGACAUAUUAAGAGCUACUUAAACAGGGUUUACAAACAUUUAUGUUAAUUAACAAUAUUGUGUUUUUUAGCUCACAGCACAUCAAACUUUGUAUUCGUAUACAGCAGAAUUGAAUAACAUUUAGAUUUCGACUAGGUUCUAGUGGGCUUUUGAUCAAGCUGCCUCGAGCAAUGCUUUAUAAAAGCAUAACAAAAGGUUGGAAUUAGUCUUUAAAAAUACAUUUAGAUUUAACUUAAAUAACAAUUGUACUAAUUAAAUUGCAUUUCAACAUUUACUCUUUAA